AUGAGCAACUCUAGGACUUCAUUUAAGGAAUAUGGCACACCUCCAUCCUCACCUAUUCCCUUUUAUCAGGAGACUAGUACAGUAAAGCCUGUAGCCCGAGACUGGCAAUCAAAGCCAGAGCUGUGGGCUCAGGCUGUUUAUCAACAGCUCAAUGCCCAGCUGCAGAAGCCCCUAGAACCAGGCAAGUCCCUAGCAGUAGGGCGCCUUCUGGCUGAACUUCAGGAUCUUCUGGCUGCUGUGCUCAAAGAUGGCAGUCCUGCAGCUUGGUUCUACCUAUAUAAUGUGUUGGGCUCUCUGUCACCUUACCGGACCCUACUUUGUGACCACCUUGACCUACUACCUUUCUUGGAGCAGAUGUAUCAUUGGGCCCCCCAGAUCCAGAUCCAGUUUGGUCUGGAUUUUCUGGAGAUGCUGGAACGGGUCUUUCCACCAGAUACCUCUAUGAUGUUCUCAACUACCCAUACUUGUUGCAGGCCCAAGAAGAAGUUUAAAUCAUUGAACUUUCAAACUUUGGGCCCAUCAUGCCCUUUUGUUCAGGCUGAGCAAGAACAGAGGCAAGAACAGGAUGGAGAUAAAAAUUGGGUAUACCCUGUGACCCUCUCUGAGCUACAAUAUGCUCUGGGCAUUGUGGGAGUGGAUGUGGCCCAAGAUGAAGCCUUCUGGAUGAAUGGCCUUGGUCUUCUGCCUUUGGCCAUGGCCACAGACAUCCCUGUGAAUUACAUCAGCAGUAAAGAAGAGUGCCACUAUCAUGGUGUUGGGUCUAGAAACAGAUCUCAGCUAUUGUCAUUAGCUUCUGCUGAAACAAGGGGGUCAAGCUCUUCCUACUCAACUCAGAAAACAAUGCUAAAGAACCAGAUUAUUUCUCUUCUUUGGAGGAGCAAACAUCUAUCUCAGACCCACUUCAUCUACCUCAAUUUGGCUUCUACUAGGCAUUUCAGGCCAUAUAGCCUGACAGUGGUGCCACAGUCCCAGGCAAACCCAGAGCACUACAUUUUUUCUCCUUUUGGAGUCCUGCACGUGCAUCCUGUGGAAGGCAGUGAGAUAAUAACAUUGGGUAUUUGGCACCGGCAUGCCAUGAUCUGGCAACAUCUACAAGAAAUCCCCUUCUUCAAGCAUUUUCUCGUGAGGAGGGCCUUGAUUUGCUGGAGGAAGAAUGUUAAGUUGCAGGUGCUGGAGAAACGCCGGACUUUCCUGGAGAACUACUUGUUCCUUGCUAUACCCCAUUUUGGGGUUUGUCUGCUUCACAUUAACAGGUUCCUACAGCAGCUACAGUCUGUUUCAUGGCUACCCCAGGAGGAGAAUCUAUGCUACACACUUCCUGAGCUGCAGCGGGCCUUGGCCAAGAAGAAUAGAGGAGCUUUGCAGGUGUUGCGACGUUGUCUCCGCCUCUCUGCAGCUGUUCUCCAGCUGGUGCAUGAAGACACAUAUCGGAUGCGGCAGGGCCUGCAGGAGCGAGUGGAGAGCAUCUUUGAAUAUAGUUCAGCAAAGGGCUCCAUGUACCGAAAGUGGUUUCAUAGACAGCAGCUACUACAGAAGCUGAACCGAGCUGAGCUGUGGUGGCAACUUUUGGGACGCCUUGCUUGCCUUGUUGACUUUAUGACUUGCCAGAAUCUUGUCUCUAUUUUGGAGAAUGAGCUGGUCACCUUUGUUACUUGUGUUCUACAGGCUCCAAGGCAGGUUGCCUUUCUGUCAGGAAAGUUGGCCUUUGGCGAAGAUGGAAAGCUGCUUGUGAUGCCAAGUGCCGAGCAGAUGGCCCAGAGCUUAUCUGGAUGGUUGAAUGCUGUGGUGACCUCAGCCCUAGAGGUUAUGAAGCCUACAGAGUUCCAAACCUCUCUACUCCCCUCCCGAGCCACUUCAGAUAAGUCUCAGAGAGAAAGCAGAUCAAACAGUACAUCUGUGCCUAUAGAGGAAGAGGAUGAAGAGGAAUUAAUUCCAGCAUUUAUUUCCUUGGCAUUCCGGUCCCAACCUAAUGAAGCUGUCAGAAUCUUUUGUGGCCCUGAUACAGAGAUGGUGCGUUCAAGGAGGUCUGACCCUACUGCUGGGCCUCUUGAGGUUUUUGGGCAUAGAAUAAGAUCCCAGUUUGCCCCUCCUAGCCGAAUCCAGCUACAGAAUGAUUUGAACACUAACCUUGGAAUCCAAAAGGCCUUAACUAUCCAGCAAGCAUUAUUAGAGGAUAUGUUAUUGGAAGUGAACAUGUUCUGCAAUGAUCACAAAUGGCUUAGGGGCAUCCACCAAUUUCUGAAGAACUGGGGACCCCAGAAGUUGGAGCCCAUGCAGGGCUGGACUGCUGCAAAAUAUCUGGAACUCCUUACCAAGCUGGAUUCUUGGCAGAGCCAAUUGAAAGGGGUACCCACCAUGAUGCUCACCAAAAAUAUGCUACUGCAUCUCAACUGUAAUUGUGUACAGACAGACAUUGUGGCACACUUGGAAGAUAUCAAGAUGGACAUCUUGGCUCAAGUGAACAGUGAGAGGUACACUCAAAAUCAAGAACUCAUGAAAAUUCUCUCAGAGUAUGUGCAAGUUCUCCAAAACAUCAAUGCUAACAUCCGGACCAUUGCCAAAUAUUCCCAGAAGCUGACAGAGGCCAAUGAAAAGAGUGCAGAGCUGGAGGAACGAAUAGACUAUGUACGUAGUCUCAAUGACCUUGUCCGAACCAACUUUGGCAAAUUAACCCUUGAGGAUGAGGGUCUGGAGAUUGCGCUGUUAGAUAUGUGGGAGACCUUCAUCUUUGAGAAACUCCAGGCCUCUGAGUUCCUACUCAGCAAGAAGAGCACCUUGGUGCCUCAGCUUCAGGAAAUGAUAGCAAAUGCCCUGCAAGAGAUGGAAAACCUGAGCAUACAGGCUGUCACAGGAGUCUUCAUGGACCCCAGCCAGGAGCAGCGCAGUAUUGAGCGCCAGCUUAUCCGCAUGGAGCGUACAUAUCUCAACAUUUUUUCCCGCUUUGCUGAGCUACACCAUGCCUAUGUCAUCCUAAGUGAGGUCCGAAAGCCAAUACCAGCGCCUCAAAGAGGAACUGAACCCAUUUUACUGCAACAACGUAUCUGGCGUCUCUUUAGUGUAGCCAGUGAACAAAUUAGUGAAUGGAAGUGUCUGGCUUUUUCUAAGUUCAGCACCUCUUUUGCCUGGGAUAAAACAGAUCACUGGUUGACAGAGGCAGCCAAGCUAAGCAGGUUAUUCAGUCAGCCUAAUCCUGUGAUACAAGCCUGUAUGCACAAGCUGGAGGAAUUUCGGAGCAUUUUGCCAGUGUUGUCUAUGCUAAACAGCCCCCAUUUGAAAAUCAGUGGCUGGCAUGCCAUUUUUCGAGCCAUGGGUAUAAAUUGUCCUGAACACAUUGAAUUCCUAACCUUGGGCCAGCUGCUUUCCUACCCCCUGCUAGAACACCGAGACCGAAUCUAUCAGAUCUGGCUGAGUGAGAGAGAGCGCUGCCAGUAUCAAGAGACUCUGCAGCGGCUACAGCAGACUUGGGAGGACCGAAAGCUCCGCCUUCUCAACUUUAUGUAUUGUGUGCCCUAUGAGCCCCCUCUCUCAGAGCGCCAGCGACGUUCCCAGGCCCGCAGCCAAAGCCACAGCCAAAGCCGCAGCCAAAGCCGCAGCCAAAGCCGCAGCCAAAGCCACAGCCAAAAACAGCAAAUGGAGUUGGUGGCCAAAGACAGCGGUACCUAUAUCCUGUCUGAUAGUGAUACACUACAGGAUGGAAUCCAAGAAAACCUGCAAAUACUGCUCAAAAUCUUGAACUCCCCUUAUGCUGGAGAUAUUCAGGAACAAGCUCAAGAAUGGGUGAACAUCUUUCAGGGCCUACAUACCUUAAUGGAGGUUUGGGUGGUUUUCCAACAGAAGUGGAUUUUUCUGAAUAAAAUUCUCUAUGAGAUGAAGAUCCACUUCCCUACCCCAGAGUUGGGUGAAAGGUUCAAAGUGGUAGAUGCUCAAUACCGAGAAUUCAUGAAGGUGUUGAUAGAGGAUCCUCUGGUGCUCUCUCUUAUGGUGCCUAGAAGUUCACGAAACCCCAAAUUCCAAGACCAACAGCUGCAGAAGCUUCUGGAGGCGGGCAACAUGGAACUCGAGUUCAUCAUCUCAGCCCUAGAGUCAGUGCUCUAUGGGGUCCGUUCCCGCUUCCCUCGCCUCUUUUUCCUCAGCAACAGGGAGCUGGUAGCCCUGAUGUCAGCGCCCCCCGAGGCAUCGGAGGCCCAGCUGUGGGCCCACCGCUGCUUCACCCAUGUGCAGCAUGUGAUGUUUGGGCCGAGCAACUUCCAGGCAAGAAGCAGUUCCCUGGUCAUCAAAGAGGCACAUUCCAUCAUAGGCACAUACGGAGAGGUCCUGGUCCUGCGCUCCCCCCUGCCCAUACAACAAGAUAUCCCCAAGUGGCUAACCUGCCUCGAACACUGGCUACGGGCAGCCUUAGUCCAUGGGCUGCCAGAAUGUGUGGCUGCUCGCCUGGCCCUCCGUCAUUCCUUGGACCAUGUCUUUGAGCACCCACCAGAACCCGGGCAGCACUCCCUCAAUCACCAUGGCCGUCAUUGGCUAGAGCUGGCCCAGAACUUUCCCGUGCAGUGUGUGCUGGUGGCUGAGGAGAUUGCCUGGAGGGUUCAGGUGGAAGAGACGUUGCAGAAUCAAAAGGUCCAUCUUCUUGGCCUCAUGCAGCUCCGUAGGCUGGAGGCCCUGGCCCACUUUGCUCGGGACCAGAGGAGUCUCCAGCUUGGGCAACGCUCUUUCUCUCCCCGACAGUCCCUUCUGCUGAGCCUGCUGCUUACUGGGGCCGUAGCGCACCGGGACGCGGCGUUUCUUCUGCAGCAGUACCAGGUCAGUGAGCUGGAAGACUUCCACUGGGCCCGUCAGUUCAAGUACCACUUGGGCCCUCGAGAAAGCAACCAAAACGCAAAUUCCCUCGAAAAGUGCCCCCAAACGUGCUCAACAUCCUCACCCCAAAAGUACAAGCCCAACUGUUGGGUGGAAGUGCUGGGGCAGCCCUUCCUCUACAACUAUGAGUACCUGGGCCCCGGCCAGAGAAGAGUCGUCAACCUGCUGCACGAGCGGCCGGCUCUCGGGCUGCUGUUGGCCCUGAAGGAUGUGGUGUGUGGGGCCAUCCUCGGUCCUGCUGGAGUGGGCAAGGGUGACUUAAUGGCCAGGGUGGCCUACGCCUUGGGCCGCCAGAUGGUGACACUGCCCUGUGUCAUGCACAUAGAGGCCCGCUGCUUCGGGCGCUACCUCACUGGAGCCCUGCAGAGCGGGGCCUGGCUCCUGCUGCAAGCUGCCAAUUCCCUGCCCACGGGCCUGCUCUCCGCCCUGGGCCAGCGCUUGAAUAAUCUGCGCAUGCUCUAUCAGCCUCUGCUACCAGCAGCGCCAGAAAUCCCGGACAUGAAUCCGAUGCAGCCUCACAUCCUAGGCAGCGGCUUCUUUGAAAAUCGUCGAGUUCAUGUGCGCUUUGGCUACGGCUGCAUCUUAACGCUCAACCGCCCGCACUGCCCGCUACCCACUAACCUGCGCUGCUUGCUUCGCCCCAUGGCCAUGGCAGUGCCGGAUCUGCGGCAGGUGUCUGAAAUGACCCUGGUGGGCGCAGGGCUCCGCGAUGGUGGGCGCCUGGCAUCUCGUCUGGCCACAUUCUUCUCCUUGGAGAAGGAGCUAGAACCUGGCCUGCAAUUCAGUCGCCUCCCGCUACUCAGGCAGGUGCUUGAAACCACCCUACAGUUCUUAGAGAGUCCCAAGGACCAGCUGGGCCCCCCGCUGCCCCGAACCCUCGGUACCACAGAGGAGGCUGCUCUGCUUCGGGCCCUGCUCCACUGCCCACUGUUCAGUGGCCCUGAGCGACCCCGCCUCCAUAUGCUGCGCCAGCUGCUCUCCGACAUCUUCCCAGGUGCAGGAAACAUCCUGGCCACCCCAUGGUCCAUGACUCCUCCCAAACUGUCAGAUCGCUUAGAGCAGAUUGGCCUCCAUGUUACUCCUGACUUCCUGAGCUCUCUGGAGCAGCUGAGCCAGGCCUUGAGGCAAGUGCCUGGGAUCCUCCUCAUGGGCCCACCUGGCAGCGGUAAGAGCACCUGCUGGCAGAGCCUGGCGAAGGUCCAGAACCAGCUGGUGUCUAUGGGCAAAGCCUUCAAUGACAGUAAGCCUGUGUAUACCACCUCCCUAUACCCCAGCAGCCUCAGCCCAGAAGAAUUCCUCGGCUGGUAUGAGGACCACUGUUGGAACCACGGGGUCCUUUCCCAGCAGUUGUUGGCUAGUGUAAGCCACCGUGAAAAAGAAGACCCACAGGGAGUGGAGCAUUGGCUGGUCUGUGACGGAGUGCCUAAUGCUGCCUGGCUGGAUCCCCUUGCCUCCUUGCUGAAUGAUACUGCUAAGCUGAGCCUGCCCAAUGGCCAACAAAUACCCCUGCUACCAGAAAUCCGACUCUUACUAGAGGUGGUGAACACAGCUGGCAUGUCUCCCGUCAUAGUGGGAAGCUGUGCCCUAGUAUGGUGCGGGGGACAGCAGACGUGGCAAUCUAAGCUUGCCAGUCUAAUGACAGGACUGCCCCAAGAGUAUCAUCUGCUCCCCCAAACUAUGACUGAGUUGCACCAUCUCACAGAGUGCCUGGUGCCCACCAUGCUUCGCUUCCUAAACCGCCAGGGUGCCACCUCUGUGCUCCACAUUCAUGGACAGCCGAUAUCCAGUCCAGGGGUGACGGAGAUCACCACCAUGACCUACCUCCUUCGAGGGCUGCUUAACCCCUACCUCCAUUACAGAGAAGAGGAGCAGUCCAUGGGUGGGGGGAAAUACAGGAUGGGCCUGGAGGGAGGGAAGAGGGAGCCUAAUUCGGGAGAGGAGAAGGAAGGAGCCCACAGGAACAUGAGCUCCUUGAACACAAUUGUCCAAGACUCUGAGGAUAUUCUGGGCAGCAUAUCUUCUGAGGAACUCCAGCAGGAUGUGGAGGGGGAUAAACAAUAUCGAAACCAUUUGCUGACUAUCAAUAGCUUCCUCUUGGCCUUCAUAUGGGGCUUUGGAUCCCACCUUCCUUCCAGGUUUUGGCCUACCUAUGACAACUUUAUUAGGGGAAUUUUGAAGCACUACCCCAGCUGUCCUGAGCUGCCCACCUCAGCCUCUGUGUUUGACUUACAACUUUGCCCCGAGGAUGGAACCUUGGUCCCCUUCACAGGUUUCUACUUGAGCAGCCGGAUCAAGGGAGCUUCAGGGAUGUUCAACCCCUCACCCCAGGCAGAGCGAACGCUCUAUGUGAUGGAUCUGCUCUUGAAUACUGGGCAUCCUGUGCUGCUGACUGGAGAGGCUGGCUCUGGAAAGUCUACCUUUGUGGAAGUGCUAGUGGAGCCCAACCACUCAUGCUUGCGCAUCCCGAUCCACCUGGCUCUCACUACAACCCAACUACGAAAACUUCUGAGUCGAGAGAUCCAGAUCCAGGGCCAGAGUUGGCCAGGGAAACUCCUCACCACUAAGAACUCAUCCCUUUUUCUGCUGGAGGACCUGCACAUGGCAGCAGCUGAUGACCGGCGGAGAUGUCAGCCUGUCCUGGAGACCCUGCGGCAGGCCAUCAGUCAUAACACACUGUACAGCAAUACCACACUGGAGCUGCAGCCCAUCUCCACCUCUUUCAACUGGCUGGCCAUAGCCACGGCGCCCUGCUGCUCGGAGCUCCCUCUGUGCUCGCGGUUCACCCGGCUCUUCACCGUGCUGUUGCUAGACAGUGUAAACCGGACGACCCUUUUAACCAGGCAUGGGCCAGGCGUCCAGGCCUGGCUGGAGCGCUUCCCAUCUGUGGAGAGGGAGGAGCUCAUGGCCAGGGCACUGAUCAACGCCACAGUGGAUGCCUGGGAGGAGAUGCAGAUCCACUUCCCCGCCUCCCCCCGGCACCCUCACUACCACUUCUCCUCCCAUAUGAUGGAACAUCUGUUCAACAGUAUGCAGCGGCUGUACAUUCGACCGUCCAUCUACCUUCCAGAGGCCCAGCAACGGCUAGAGCAGCUUCGGCGCCUGUCGGGCCUCCGGGGUGCCCGCCUGACAACUCUGGUGGCUGUCCGGAGCGUGGUCCACCUCUGGCUGCACGAGGCCCAACGCACCUUCUCCGACCGCCUUGUCACAGCCAGAGAGCAGGAGCUCUGUGUCCAGAUGCUGCUGGCUGUGGCAACCAAUGUGUUUGGUAAGGUGGACGAUUCCAAGAGCCCGUGGGAACCUGGGGAGGCCAUAGAGGAAGAAGAAAUGGAAGCGGUGCCCGAGGUAGAAUCGGAGGGGGAGCUGGCCCAGUGGGAAAACCACAGUAGCAGCGAGAGUGAAGAGGAAGGCAAACCAGAGACGAGAGACCUCCUGGCCUUGACUGAGACGUGGCCUUCCUUUGGCCCUGGCCCCAAGUACUUGGGCUUGUCAACCUGGCCAGGGCCGCUAUCUGACAUGACUUCUUCACGCUUUUCUUUGAGCCUGAGCCAGGAUUCUUUACCCUUUCUAACGACAGAUAAGAGGGGGAAGAUCCAGUGGCAGAAAAUCACCAACCUAAACUUCUCAAGUCCGCUGUUGCUACCUGCCCUGAUGCUGCUGCCCCAGGAGCGGGCCAGUGAGCUGCUCUUCUCACAGGAGCUGGCACUAAUGCGCUCUGCUGAGGUGUCUAGACCUUACCUGGAGCAAACCUGGGAUAUCUUAGAAAAGCAGCUGGCAGCCAUGCUCCCACAGUUAGGUCCGGGCCCCCGCCUUUCCUUGUGUCGCCCCUUUACUCAGCAUGUGGUUCGUCUGGCCAGGGUGUUGUCUGGUCCACGACAACAUGGGCUCCUGCUAUCAGGUGUCAAGGGGACAGGGCGGCGAACUGCCCUAAAGUUAGCUGCCCAACUCAAUCAAGUUCGCCUCUUUGAGCUGCCCCUGGAGCCCCUGGAGUCUGUCCUGCAGUGCAUCAAGGAUGCCAGCUGGCAUAUAGGCUUCCUUAGCCAGCCAGCAGCCUUGAUGGUGCCAGAGGGGGCAGGUUCCUCCAUUUUGAACCGCCUGCUAGUUGUUGCAAAAUGUGGCUGCUUCCCUGGCCAGUAUUCAGAGGAGGAGCUGAACACCAUCGUAGAGCAGCUGCCAUCAGACAAUACAGGUGUCAAGAUGAGUUGCAAGAAGGAGGCAGUGCUGCACAGGUUCCGCCAGCUGGUGUGCAACAACCUCCAUCUAUUCAUCCUGAUGUCUGAUGGAUCAGGGCCUCCUCAAAUAUGCCCCACUGCCUUCCUGGCUCUCCUUGAUCUUACCUGCACCAGCAUUGACUACUAUGAGCCCUGGAACGAGAAUGCCCUGAUCAGCUUGGCCCAGAAUUACCUAGAGGAUUUCUUUAACAGAGAUAUGGGCUCUAGUAAGGCUGCCUUACCUUAUGACGCCUCUCCUCCCCUUCUCUCACACUCCAGCCUUGGCCAUCCAGAGCUUCCAGUUAUCCAGACCUCUGUUGCCAAUAUGAGCAAAGCCAUGGCUUUGAUCCACCUGUCAGCCACCAAAUACUAUCAUCAACUCUGUCCACUGCUGCCCUUAGCCACUCCCAAGACUUUCCUGGACUUUUUAGAUACCUUCUUGUUGCUGCACUUCCACAUAUCAAAUCGCAUCCGCAAGAAGAUCCAACGGAUUCGGAUAGCUCUCGAGAAACUGACCAUGGUGAUAGAACACAACAAUGCCCAUAACCGAUUGGUGUCCAUCCUGGAGACUGAGCUGCAAGCUGCUCAUGAGGACCUCUUCAACUGCCAGCAGCAGCUCGAGGCUGACCGGAUGCAAUAUGUUCAGUACCUGCUGGAUUGUCAGCAACAGGAAGUUCUCAUCGCCAAUCUUACCAAACAGAGAGACUUGCUGCAGAACCAGGAGGAGUCAGUCACUGAACAGAUGGACCAGGCUUUCCUGAGGCCCCUUGCCCAACUUAAGGGGACCGACAUGGAUGAACUGCGCAGUUACCGAGCUCCGCCUGCUUCUGUGGUGAUGGUGACUGAUGCCCUCUGUCUCCUGUUCCACCAACCUCCAGGAUGGGAGAAUGCCAGGCAGCUGCUAGGCAGAGAGGGCUUUUUUGAGGAACUUGUGUUCUUUGACAAAGCUAAGGUGGGAGAAGCUGAGCUGCAGAGCCUGAAUCAGAUGAUGGGCGCUCCAGGCAUGAAUGACGAGGCCUUGCAGCUCGUGAGCCAGGCUGCAGCAGGGCUAGCUUCCUGGCUUCGGGCCGUGUUGUGCUUUGGAAUGGCCCGGCAAAAAGGGAUCCCGGCAUCGGCCUUGCUGAGACAGGUGGAGAACAUGUUGAUGAAAGAAGAGAUCCGCAUGGGCCGAAGCCAAAUGCUGGCGCAGGAGCUGAUCCAUCAAAACCAGAUCCUGACUCUGCAGGUCGAACAGGCUCGGCUCUCCCACAACCUGUUGGCCGAACGGCUCUCCAGGGCCGUUCAGGGCCUGGAGUCCAGGGGACAGGUGAAGGCUGCUCUCAUCUCCCCCAUGAAUAUCUGGUCUAGCCUGAUUCAGGAUCUGAAAAGAGACCAUCAGACAGUAUCUGGAGAUGCUCUCCUUUCUGCAGCUGCCGUCAACUACCUGGGCCCUUUCCCACCUGCAAGGCGCCAGGAGAUCCUCAACAAAUGGAUGGCACUGUGUGGGGGUCACAAGGACCAUCUGGACCCAGAUGAUGUGGCUUUAGAACUGGUCCCAGAACAGGCCCUACCAAGAAACUUGGAAGACUUCCUCAUACCCACCCGAGUCCCCUUUGACCUUUUGUCAGUGCUGAGCUCCAAGAGUGAGCAGCACCGGUGGGAUCGGGAGCUGAAGCCCCAGGCCGUGUCUGCCCGCCUGGCUGCCCUCCUCUUUCAAAAUCCCAGUCACAGGUUUGCUAGAAGAUGGCCCCUGAUCAUUGACCCUGAGGACUAUGCUUCUCUCUGGCUGCUGAACGGGAGCCAGCAGGAUGAUGAAGAUAUCCUGGAAAUGGCCCAGUAUCUGAACAGAUUUCAAAGAGGGAACACCACUGAAAAAGACACAAACAAGAAGGAAGAAGAAUUAAAGGACACGGAGGAACAAAAUGAGGACACAUCCACUGAAAAAUCAUCCAAUUCUGCAACUCUGUUCAAAAUACUUUCAGCCUGUGACUCCAAUCUGGGAAAGGAACUACUAGAAGCAGCUGCCAAGGGUCUCUCAGUGCUGCUAGGUAAUGUGGAGCUGGCUCUGGACUGUUCUGAGUUGAAGUGGCUUCUUCAGAGGGAGAAUCUGUGCCUCCCUGCAGUGCACCCCAACUUCUGUCUGUACCUGAGCACCAAUUUACCCCUUGACACUUUAGCAACAGGUCUGAACUCAGAGACACUUAAGUGUGUGAAUAUAAUAGAUCUGCAUGUGAUUCCGGAGUUGAUAGAGGAACAGCUUUUCCAGGAGAUUGUGAGAACUGAAAGGCCAGAAUUGGAGUCAAGAUGGAACAACUUGGAGAUCAACGUACUGGAUGCUUAUGAUCAGAUUGAGGCAGCCCAGGUGAGUUUGGAUCUGAGCUUGGGAGACAAUAGAGAGGGAGGAGUUAGGGAAGCAGAGCAACUAGGCCGAGUCCAUUUUCUGCGGGACAUACUGUGCUACCAGGCAGAGAUAUAUCAGCGCAAGGCUAACCUAGAAGAUCUAAAGGAAGUGAGAGACCGAGAGACUGAGCUUCGGAUCCAUUACCAGAAUGUGGCCCACCUGGGCAUCACCAUGUCCCAGUCCAUGUCCCCUCUGCGGCAUCUACACCCCCUCUACCCCAUAGCCUUGGAAAAUUGUCUGAAUGUGACACGCCGUACUCUGUCCAACACUGACUACCAGCUCACAUUGCAGCAUAGUGAAGACCUGGACAGCCACCUUCAGGAGCUGGGAACCCGGCUAGGACGCCGGCUGCUGAUCAGUACCCUGAUCUCCUUGCAGCCCCAUCAUGCACCGCUAGUAGGGGUGUUUGGUGGCUUGGCCCUACUGCAGCUGGCCGGGCAGGCAUCGGCCCUGGAGAGGCUGGCAUUCUGUCCAGGACUAGCAGCCUCCCCAGGGAUGAAAAAGAAUGUGCCACACUUGGAUGCCACCUGCCCUUCCUGGCUAGAACCCAAAGCCUGGCAGGAGUGUGGAUUGCUGGAGCUGCUGCCCCCCUUUGAAGGCCUACGGGCUUCCCUGGUUGUCCACUCAGUUGCCUGGCAGGAGUACCUGAAACUGCCCUCCACAGUGGUGGGUCAGACACCAGGCCCUGGUACCACACCUCUGAACUUACUUCAGAAGCUGGUGCUCUGGCGAGUACUACGACCAGAACAGCUAUCGAGGACCUUGGCUGACUUUACCACCUGCCUUCUGGGGCGUCCUUUAGCUGAGGAUCAGGAUCUAUCAAGCAACCCCUAUAGGCUUAGCCGUCCCACCCGGCCCCUGCUUGUGCUGCUGCCCCCACCAGACCACCUCACUGCCACUGACCACCCUUUACCCUUCAUCUGGAACCUGGCAUCUCGACAGGAGCAGGAGGUGUCGGCCCUCACCAAGAACUACAACCAGCUCACUCUACUGAUAUUCCUGGCAUACCUUUCUCUCUUGGGGCAAAAGCAUCUGCAGGUCAUUGGAUUGGGUUCCUUUCUAUGGGACACUGCUCAGUCUGUGAUCACAGCCCUGAACCAAGCCAUGCGAAAGGGCCACUGGUUAGUGUUGGACAAUUGCCAUUUGAUGUCUUCUUGGCCACCUGAGAUCCUGGAGAUUUUGAUGGGGAUGAUAGAAGGGGCUCAUGUGAUAUCAGAAGCUUUGCCACUGCCUGUGCACCUCUCCAUGUCCAAGCAAAAUCUAGUUGUGCAUAAGAAGUUCCGGCUAUGGUUUAUCUCCUCAGCUAAUGCAGUUGGCUCCCUUCCAGUGGUGAUAGUACAGAACUCAGUUCCUAUAUUCUGGGAGAAGUCACUGGAACUGAACCAAAUCCUGAUAUACAGCCUAUAUGAAAAUAGGAAGAUCCAGGCUAAUGUAGAAAAUUAUAAACCCUCAAUAUCUCUAACUCUGGCUAUGCCAGUGAUAUUCCUGCACAGCCUUCUGUUGCACCGCCAGCUCUAUGGGCCCUGGCUUCAGGCCAGGUAUGGCAAAUGGAAUCAGAUAAUCCUGGAAACAGCACUAAAAACACAGGAAUGGAUAUGGAAGAGAUUCAGCAAUCCCUGGGUGGCCUUGCAGGAGCUGACUGGGAAAAUUUUUUAUGGGGGGUAUGUGGCUGAUCCUGAAGACCAGGCUGCUCUAUUCAGUAUUGCCCAGGCUUGUCUGGACCCCUACAAUGAGUCAAGGCCCAACAGUUUCACUCCAGAGAAUCUGCUAGCUACCCUCCAACCAUCCCCAGAGCUGCUGGAGUUGGAUGCAAUAUCAGAGAUAGAGACCCAAGCACACCUGAUAACUACACUAUCUGAACCUCGCAACUGUGGAUUAACUGAAGGGCCCCAGGCUUGGCUCUCUCAGAAACAGAGUCGGUCCCUUUGGGCUUCUCUGCAGCAGGCCCAGGAUCUCUGGGGACCCUUAAGACUGCCCAGUGCCCAGGCCCAGGCCCUUCAUAAGGUAGAGUAUCGACUGAAGCAUCGAGUGUCCCAGGCCAUCCGGAGGCUCAAAGCACUGCAGGCCAUGCUGACUUUGAGCUCCCAUAGCAAGACUCUAGGUUGGAACACUUCUAAAGGGCUGCAGACUGUGGAAGGCUUCUUGGAGGAGGAGGGCACAGCCCUGGGUUUGCUGUUGCUAGAGCUGCACAGUGACCUUUGCUGCCUGCAGAGGCGGCUGGCAGGGGACCUUCCUUGUUCCUCCCUACGAUGUGAAAAAGUGGCUGUGGCUCUUUGGGCUGGCCGGCUCCCUCCACCAUGGAAGCAGCACGCAUCCGCUGGGCCCCAGCCACCCUGGCUCUGGCUGCACCAGCUAUGGCGCAAGGGCCAGUUGCUAACCAGAUACCUAAGUCUGUGUGGGCAGUUCGGAGGGGCAGGGCUUGACCAGUACAACCGCUCCUUUCACCUGUCGGCCUUCCGUCACCCCAGAGGGUUACUGCUGGCCAUUCGCUGGGAGGCCAGCCAGAAUUGGAUCUGUCCCUUCCUUACUGGAAAUCUAAGCACACACGCCAUCUCUGGCCCUCACCAACCUCGGGUCUGCCCAGCCACCGUCCCUGGUGUCCACCCUCGUUUCCAGUUGCGCCCUAGCUACAUCUCCGCCUCUCCUAAACCAUCCCCCAGACAAGGCUCUGCCAAUGCAGGCCCCCAACUCAGUCCUGGACCUGGACCCAGCCACAGUGCAGACCCCCAACUCAGUCCUGGACCCAGCCCCAGGGCAGGCCCCCAACUCAGUCCUGGACCUGGACCCAGCCACAGUGCAGACCCCCAACUCAGUCCUGGACCCAGCCCCAGGGCAGGCCCCCAACUCAGUCCUGGACCUGGACCCAGCCCCAGUGCAGGGCCCCAACUCAGUUCUGGACCCAGCCCCAGUGCAGGCCCCCAACUUAGUCCUGGACCCGGACCCAGCCCCAGUGCAGGCCCCCAACUUAGUCCUGGACCCGGACCCAGCCCCAAUGCAGGCCCCCAACUCAGUACCAGACUUGGCCCCAGCCCCAGUGUAGGCCCCCAACUCAGUUUUGGACCCUGGCCCAGCAUAGGCCCCCAAUUCAGUCCUGGACCCAGCCGCAGCCCCAGUGCAGAUCCUGGACGCUGGCCCAGCAUAGGACUCCAUCUCAGUACCAGACCCAGCCACAGCCCCAGUGCAGGCCCCCAAUUCAGUCCUGGACCCAGCCUCAGCCCCAGUGCAGACCCUGGACCCUGGCCUGGCAUAGGCCCCCAACUCAGUACUAGACUCAGCCCCAGCCCCCAACUCAGUCCUGGACCCAGCCGCAGCCCCAGUGCAGAUCCUGGACGCUGGCCCAGAAUAGGCUCCCAAUUCAGUCCUGGACCUGGACCCAGCCCCAGUUCAGGCCCCCAACUCAGUCCUGGAUCCAGCCACAGCCCCAGUGCAGACCCUGGACGCUGGCCCAGAAUAGGCUCCCAAUUCAGUCCUGGACCUGGACCCAGCCCCAGUUCAGGCUCCCAACUCAGUCCUGGAUCCAGCCACAGCCCCAGAAUAGGCCCCCAACUCAGUCCUGGACCCAGCCGCAGCCCCAGUGCAGACCCUGGACGCUGGCCCAGAAUAGGCUCCCAAUUCAGUCCUGGACCUGGAUCCAGCCCCAGUUCAGGCCCCCAACUCAGUCCUGGAUCCAGCCACAGCCCCAGAACAGGCCCCCAAUUCAGUCCUGGACACAGCCGCAGCCCCAGUGCAGAUCCUGGACCCUGGCCCAGAACAGGCCCCCAAUUCAGUCCUGGACACAGCCGCAGCCCCAGUGCAGAUCCUGGACCCUGGCCCAGAACAGGUCCCCAAUUCAGUCCUGGACACAGCCGCAGCCCCAGUGCAGAUCCUGGACCCUGGCCCAGCAUAGGACCCCACCUCGGUCCUGGACCCAGCCGCAGCCCCAGUGAAGAUCCUGGACCCUGGCCCAGCACAGGCCCCCAACUCGGUCCUAGAUACAGCCGCAGCCCCAGUGCAGGUCCAGGACCCUGGCCCAGCACAGGCCCCCAACUUGGUCCUAGACACAGCCGUAGCCCCAGUGCAGGUCCUGGACCCUGGCCCAGCACAGGCCCCCAAUUCAGUCCUGGAGACAGCCACAGCCCCAGUGAAGAUCCUGGAUUCAGGCCCAGCACAGGCCCCCAACUUGGUCCUGGACACAGCCGCAGCCCCAGUGCAGAUCCUGGAUUCAGGCCCAGCACAGGCCCCCAACUCGGUCCUGGACACAGCCGCAGCCCCAGUGCAGAUCCUGGAUUCAGGCCCAGUGCAGGCCCCCAAUUCAGGGCUGGUCCCACCCCCCACAAUGGCUCCAGAAUUGGCCAUGCACCCAGCCCCCUGGUGGGGUCUCGACCCGGCCCUGGUCCUGGCCCCAGUGGAGGCCCUGCCCUCGAUUCUGAUGGAGGCCCUGCCUUCGAUUCUGAUGGAGGCCUUGGACUCAGUCCUAGCAGUUCCUCCAUAUACAGUCACUGCUUCUAUAGCCGCCUGGGCCUUAGUCAGAGCUUUGGUGGGAGCACCACCCCGGGACUUGGCUUGGGCCAUUUCCCUCCCUCCAGCUUCAGCACGGGCCAGGCUCGCCAAGGGAUUGAAGCCAUCAGCCUUCACUUUCAGGUGGAAUGUGGACUGCAGCCUAUAGCUCCUGAGGGCGGCCUUCUAAUAACAGACCUGCUGGUCUACCACGCCGAAUGGGACCCCAAGGACAAGGCCCUGCAAGACGGCCACUCCGGCAAGCCCAGCCCUCUGCCCCCAGUCAGCGUCUGGCCCCAGUACAACCGUGAUCCCAUAUUGCCAUCCUCUCCUCUGCCUCUUUACCUCUGCCCUGUGUACCUAGGAGGGGUCCUGGGCUCUUCCCGGCUAGACAGAGACCACCUCCUGUUCCACCUGUCCCUGCCCACCAAGCUGUCUCCCGCCACCUGUGCCCAGCGCAGGGUGUACGUGUGCAGCCCCCCGAUACGCUGA
This is a messenger RNA of Gracilinanus agilis (Agile Gracile Mouse Opossum), 16410 nucleotides long. RefSeq names its product dynein heavy chain domain 1 (gene DNHD1). NCBI's taxonomy places the organism in Eukaryota, Metazoa, Chordata, Mammalia, Didelphimorphia, Didelphidae. Gene Ontology annotation, molecular function: dynein light intermediate chain binding; dynein intermediate chain binding; ATP binding. The record is from RefSeq and is a predicted model, not a curated record. The transcript has 44 exons. Bases 1 to 16410 code for a protein of 5469 amino acids. Gene Ontology annotation, biological process: microtubule-based movement. Gene Ontology annotation, cellular component: dynein complex.